GAAAAAGACAAGACCAGCGUCGACGAUGCUCAGCCGCGGCCGCUCCAAGAAGGCGUCGGCGACCGUCGACGACCUCACGCUGCUCGUGACGCUCGAUGAGGCCACGAUCCUCCAUGCGCUGCAGCGGCGCUUCGAACACGACGAGAUCUACACGAGCACAGGCGCGAUCCUCGUCGCCAUCAACCCGUUCGCGCCCAUGCCCCACAUCUACGACGAGCACACCAAGGGCGUGUACAUCGAGCACGGCAACCGAAGGGUCACCGGCGAGAAGCUGCCCAAGCUGCCACCCCACGUUUACGCCGUCGCCGACACGGCGUUCCGCGAUAUGAACAAGGACACGUGGGUCGACGCGUCGCUCGCCAACUCGAACGUGCUCGAUGCGCUGCGCGCCGAAGCAGCGCCCGUUGCCGUGCAAAACCAAAGCAUCCUCGUGAGCGGCGAGUCGGGCGCGGGCAAGACCGAGACGACCAAGAUCCUCAUGAACUACCUCGCGUCCGUCUCGUCGGCGACGACGACAAACGGCCACGCCGCCGAGCGCGAGAACGUGCGCAACCGCGUGCUCGAGUCCAACCCGAUCCUCGAAGCCUUUGGCAACGCCCGUACCAACCGCAACAACAACUCGUCGCGCUUUGGUAAGUUUAUUCGCCUCGGCUUUGCAAAGGACGGGUCGCUUCUUGGCGCGUCCAUCUCGACGUACCUCCUCGAGCGCGUCCGGCUCGUCUCGCAGUCGAUCGGCGAGCGCAACUACCACAUCUUUUACGAGCUCUUACGUGGCGCAACGCCCGACGAGCUGACUGCGCUGUGUCUCACGCACGUCGAGGACUACAAGUACCUCAACCAGACGCAGUGUGUGGACCGCAAGGACGGCGUCGACGACGGCGACCAGUACGCCAAGACGCGCCACGCCAUGACCACGAUCGGCAUGUCGGAUGACGAGCAGUGGAGCGUGCUCGAGCUCGUGGCCGCGGUGCUGCAUCUCGGCAACAUCACCUUUGUCACGCUCGACGGCGAGAACGACGGCUGCCGCAUCACGAACGAGAGCGCGCUGGCGUCGGCGAGCCACCUCCUCGGUGUUGACAAGGACACACUGCAGAAGAACUUGUGCAGCCGCGACAUCAACGCCGGUGGCGACACGGUCACCGUGCUACUCUCGCCCGAGAAGGCCGAGGUGACGCGGGACGUCAUGGCCAAGACCAUCUACGCCCGCCUCUUUCACUGGCUCGUCGACCGCAUCAACGUCUCGAUCGGGUAUAGUCCGCCGGCGGACGAGCGGUUCAUUGGCGUCGUCGAUAUCUUUGGGUUCGAGAUCUUCGCGACCAACUCGCUCGAGCAGCUCUGCAUCAACUACGCCAACGAGAAGCUCCAGCAGCUCUUCUCGCAGUUCGUCUUUGAGAUGGAGCAGAAGGAGUAUAUCAAGGAGGCGAUUCCAUGGACGUUUGUGUCGUACCCCAACAACGACGAGGUGGUCACGAUGUUCGAGUCGGUGCGACCCAUGGGCCUCUUUGCGCUCCUCGACGAGCAGUGCAAGCUCCCGAACGGCAACGACGUGAGCUUGUUCAACACGUACUUUGACAGCUUUGCGGCGACGCCGCAUCUCCACGUCUCCAAGCUCCAGCGCGGCGUCCAGCUCUUUGUCAUUGCGCACUACGCCGGCGCCGUGCCGUACGCAGCCGCGGGCUUCUGCGACAAGAACAAAGACCACGCGCACACCGAGGCGCUCGGAUACCUCGCGUCCUCCUCGACGCCGCUGCUCCAGACGCUCUUCACCGCACCUCCUGCCUCGUCGUCGUCGACGGCCGGCACCAAGCAGCCGUCGACGGUUGUCGCCAAGUUCAAGUCGCAGCUCGCGAGCUUGCUCUCGCUGCUGCACACGACCGCGCCGCACUUUAUCCGGUGCAUCAAGCCCAAUGACGACGCGUCGUCGACGGAGUUUACCGUCGACCGCGUCGCCGAGCAGCUCCGGUGCUCCGGUGUCCUCGAAGCCGCCAAGAUCUCGCGCACGGGGUAUCCGAUCCGCUUUCCGCAUGCGUCGUUUGUGCACUCGUACCUUUGCUUGACGCCUUCUGUGCCAUUUGAGAAGGAGAACCUCCGGGGCACGGCGACGGCGAUCGUUGCGGCCCUUCGCGCCGGCGCCUUUCUGCAGCCGCCGAACGCGCCGCCGAUUACGUUUGCUGACGAAGGCCGCGACAACUUCCAGGUCGGUCUCACCAAGGUUUUUCUGCUGCUCGGCGCCUAUACGCAGCUCAACACCGUGCGCGAAGAGCUCUUUGGGAAGGCUGUCAUCGCCAUGCAGCGCGUCGUGCGGGGGUUUCUGGCCCGCGUCGUGUACCGCCGCAUGCGCGCUGGUAUCCUCCGUCUGCAAGCCACGUUUCGGGCGCGACGCCAAGCGCGUCACUACCAGCGCCUGCGCACCAGUGUGAUCAUCGCCCAAGCCGCCGUUCGCCGCUUCCUUGCGCGCCGCCGGUACCAAACGGUGCAGCGCGCCGUGCUCACGCUCCAGUGCGCGUACCGCUGUCAUCUCGCCCGCAAGCAACUUCAGGCCAAGCGCGCGCUGGCCGCGACCCUUCGCCUCCAGUCGAUCGUUCGCAUGCACCAAGUGCGCCUGCGAAUCCGCCCGCUCUUGCUCGCGGCGCGCGAGGCCAAGCGGGCGGCCGAGGCAGCGGCGCUUGCGGCCAUGCCGGUGCUUGCAACGCGCGCACGCCCGGUGCGAAGCGUCUUUGUGGAAGAGUUUAGCGAGUCGGACUCGGACGACGACGAGUCGAUCUCGUUUGUGGACCGUCGCAGCACGCGCCUCUCGCUGGUCGCGUCCUCGAGCGCGUAUGUGGUCAUCGUCGAAGCCGGUGGCAGCCUCGGUGUCACGCUGGACGUCAGCAACGGCGCUGCGAUCGUGUACCGCGUGCACCCGACUCUGAGCACGACCGCCGACGUGUUGCAGAUCACAGCCGGCGAUACGCUCGUGUCGAUCGACGGCCGCCCACCGGUGGUCCCGACGACGCUGCCGAUCUCCGUCGGCGGCGGUCGCCGGUGCUUUCUGUUUCCUCCCUCGGCGCAGCCAACGCUCUUUGAGUUUGAAAAGGCCGCGUCCGGCCUCGUCCGCGUCGCGUCGACUACCAGCUCGUCGGCCAAGUGCUACGACGUGCUCUGGCUCGAGGACAAGAGUCUCGGGCUCGCGCUGCGCCAGGACCCGACGACGGCGCGCUCUAUCGUGACCAAGAUCUCGGCCUACCAUAAUCCCGGUAUGGUCAACGUGCACGAGCAAGACGUGCUGCUUGCCAUCAACGGCAACGACGUGGCCCAAAUGGAGUUUCCCGUCGUCUGUGACCUCCUCGCCCAAGCCGCGCGACCGCUCGUGCUGAGCUUCGAGUCGAGUGUCCGGGCGUAUCACACGUCGUCGGUAACGCUGCUCCAAGGCGCCGUGCUCUUCCACGUCAUCUGGGACGGCGGCCGCCUCGGCGUUGCGCUCAAGAAGAACGCGGUCACGAAAGGCCCAUUCCCGUACGUGGCCAAGGUCCAGGCUGGCGACUCGGUGGUCGGUCGUUUCAACGCCAAGCGGUCGCCGCUCGGCCUCAAGGUCUCGCGCGGCGACAAGCUCGUCAAGGUCAACCACCAAAGCAUCCGCGACGUGCCGUACGAGAGCCUCCUCACGCAGCUCCGCGCCGGCGCCAAGCCCAUCAUCCUCAGCUUUCUUAAGGGCAAGAAGCCCAAGACCAUUGGUGGGGCGUAGAGACACGAUUGUCGCUCGUACUAGUACUAAUCUAUAUCAUACCACCGUCUACCGAUCCCCAU
Messenger RNA from Saprolegnia parasitica CBS 223.65, 3786 nucleotides. RefSeq lists its product as hypothetical. Gene Ontology annotation, cellular component: cytoplasm; actin cytoskeleton; vesicle. Bases 26 to 3724 code for a protein of 1232 amino acids. The transcript has a single exon. Gene Ontology annotation, molecular function: ATP binding; actin filament binding; microfilament motor activity. The record is from RefSeq and is a predicted model, not a curated record. Gene Ontology annotation, biological process: vesicle transport along actin filament; actin filament organization. Lineage: Eukaryota; Oomycota; Saprolegniomycetes; Saprolegniales; Saprolegniaceae.